Drosophila gunungcola (fruit fly) is the source of this 1709-nucleotide messenger RNA. RefSeq lists its product as uncharacterized. The transcript has a single exon. The record is from RefSeq and is a predicted model, not a curated record. Gene Ontology annotation, biological process: DNA repair. Gene Ontology annotation, molecular function: polynucleotide 3'-phosphatase activity; protein binding; double-stranded DNA binding. NCBI's taxonomy places the organism in Eukaryota, Metazoa, Arthropoda, Insecta, Diptera, Drosophilidae. Bases 135 to 1709 code for a protein of 524 amino acids.
UUCAUUCACAGCGGUUGUUUUCUCUUUUGUGUUAAUGACAAUUUCUUCUUCUUUAUUGCCGCACUGCAACGCGCUAAUUCCACAAAUUCGCUGAAAUCAAACAAUGCUUUUUAAUUGGAAGCUACUGCUACAAGAUGUCCAUGGCUAAAUAUCUGAACCGCUCGGUGGGAAAAGCUGGCAAGGAUGUGGCUGCCAGGAUCUGCAGCCUGAAACCCACGGAACCGGAGCACCAAGUGAUUCACCUGACCGCCGGCGAGAAUUUCGUGGGACGCAGCCGGGAAACGGGAAUCCGGGAUUCCAAGUGCUCCAAGCGGCAAAUCGAAUUGCAGGUGGACAUGAAGAAGGCCGUUGUGGCCCUGAAAGUUCUGGGGGUGAAUCCUUGCGGCGUCAAUGGCGUGAUGGUGAUGCAGGAUUCGGUAUGUGAGCUGAAGCAUGGCGAUCUGGUAGAGAUCGUCUACGGCAGGCAUCCCUUCGAGGUGGUUUUCAGUCCGCCACCAAUGGAUGACCAGAAGGAACCUGCUCUAUCGCCCACUUCAUCAUCGGUUUCCCCCGAGAUAGCCGAGAAAUGGGACUCCGCUGGCAAUGGCAAACUGGUAAUCUUCACCAGCAACGGUGUGAGACCCUCGGAAAAGAUAGCCGGCUAUGAUAUGGAUGGCACCAUUAUUAAAACCAAAUCCGGUCUGGUUUUCCCCAAAAACACAGACGAUUGGCAGAUCAUAUUUCCCGAAGUUCCAGAGAAACUGAAGAGCCUUCACAAGGAUGGGUUUAAGAUCUGUUUCUUUACUAACCAAGGGGGCAUAGCUCGAGGAAAAGUCAACCUUGAUGACUUUAAGGUCAAGAUCAAGCAAAUUGUGGCCAAACUAGGAGUUCCCGUUCAGGUAUUUAUAGCCAUUGGAGAUGGCUUCUACCGCAAACCGUUGACUGGAAUGUGGCAGCAUCUUAAAAACGAAAUGAAUGAAGGCCUGGAGAUCCAGGAAGAUCGCUGUUUCUAUGUGGGCGAUGCAGCUGGAAGACCGGAGACGGGCAAGGGAGUCACCAAGCAGCGUAAGGAUCACUCUUUAGCCGACAGACUCUUUGCCGCCAACAUUGGACUUUCCUUCUACACGCCAGAGGUGCAUUUUCUGGGCAAACGAGUAGAGCAGUGGAACAAGCCGGACUUCGAUCCCACUGCCGUACAUGACCAGUUGACUCUGCUUGAUCCAGAUGACCUGACCUUCGAGGGCCACCCCUGUGAAAUGGUCAUAAUGGUGGGGCUGCCUGGUUCCGGAAAAAGUCACUUCUGCAGCGCCUUUUUCCAGUCGCGGGGCUACAAAAUGGUCAAUGCGGACACCUUGGGAAGCACUCAGAACUGUCUGACUGCCUGCAAACGUUUCCUCGACUCGGGAAAGUCCUGUGUGGUGGACAACACCAAUGUGGAUACAGCAUCUCGCAAGAAAUUCCUGCAGCUGGCAAGCGAUAUGAAGGUUCCCUGCCGCUGUCUUGUGAUGAACGUGCCCGUGGCUCAGGUGAAGCACAACAUCGCUUUCCGCGAGUUAUCCGACUCCACGCACUCCAAAAUCAAGGACAUGGUCUUUAACAUGAUGAAGAAGAAGUAUCAGGAACCAGCACUAGAUGAAGGAUUCGAAUCAAUACACAGAGUGAACUUUAAGCCAGAGUUUGCCGACGACAAGCAGGAGAAACUAUACAAAAUGUACUUGUUGGAGAAGUAA